GAACGUGUUAACAAUAAGAAAUAAUACAUCCAAAUAAUUUGGAAAAAUGGUACGCGUUCUAGUGCGUCUACUUAUUAGUGCUGUUGGUAUUGUAAUGGCUGUAUUAGCUUUUUUUGUCUUGUUCAUUAUUUAUGGCAAUCGUGAUGUCGGAUUUUGGUCAAUAUUAACAGGUGCCUUAGCCGGAGUCUGUUUUCAUUUACAUUGGGUAAAAGGCAAAGAAACUUUGGAAAGAUGGCAUACUGGAGUUACAUUACGAAAUUUAAAUAUUGUGGGCUUUGUAAGUGCUGUGACUAGCAUUACUGCACUGAUUUGGUACCUGUUUCUUACGUUUUAUUAUCAAAUUCCCAUUCAGCCAAUUUCUGAAAGCACUGUAAUAACAGCAGUAUGGUCCAUGAUCUGUGGAAAAUGGGGUAUUACUUUAAUGUAUUACUCAAACAAAUAUGAAUUAUUGGUCCAAGAAGGAGCAUCACCUAUACUUACAGAUAAUGCCUGAAAUAUGAUAUUAUAAUUUAU
Molecule: messenger RNA, 513 nt
Organism: Trachymyrmex cornetzi
Lineage: Eukaryota; Metazoa; Arthropoda; Insecta; Hymenoptera; Formicidae
Product: heme transporter hrg1-A
Exons: 3
Coding region: 47-493 (148 amino acids)
Biological process (GO): heme transport
Cellular component (GO): lysosomal membrane; plasma membrane
Molecular function (GO): heme transmembrane transporter activity; heme binding
Source: RefSeq, a predicted model, not a curated record